This is a messenger RNA of Kwoniella botswanensis, 3918 nucleotides long. RefSeq lists its product as uncharacterized. The record is from RefSeq and is a predicted model, not a curated record. The coding region runs from base 1 to 3918 and encodes 1305 amino acids. NCBI's taxonomy places the organism in Eukaryota, Fungi, Basidiomycota, Tremellomycetes, Tremellales, Cryptococcaceae. The transcript has 8 exons.
AUGCCAAACUGGGUGACCGCUAACUCUUCUGACCAAAGCUCGGCGCCGAUCCUUCAUGCUCGCUCCUUGCAGCUGCUUGAGGUUCAGUCUAUAACCGAAGGACAGGGACAGGAUCCCUCCUCCGCUAUCGUACUUUCUCCCGAUUCUCCAUCUCACUCAACCCUGCCCAACCGCCCAUCAGUCCCUGACCAGCCUACUGAGCCCACUCAAACGAUCCAAUCUUCAACCUCUGCUGAUGUCAAUAUGCAUUCAAUCUUACCGCAACAGCCUAUCAACCAGCUCUCCCAUUUUGGUAGCGCUACACCUCAAGAGCAAUUCCCUGCCGUUACUCAUCCGGGACUACCAAAUGCUCCUCAACAGCAAUCUCCUCUUCGACGAGUAGUCUCUUCAGGAUCAGGAGGGCAGCGAAAUGGUUUUCAGAUGUAUGUCAAUUCGCAACAAAAUUUCUCCUCGCCCGACAUCACCGCCCGAUCACCCAUCAACGAUAUUACCGUUGGUCAAACAAACACGCCAAGAACGAACCCAUCGCCGACAUUCACCUCAUAUACCUUCAAGCUCAAAAACAAUCAGAUUGCUACUGUCAAUCUGUCACCAGAAUACGCGAUGCGAAGGCACAAAAUCACCAUGGGCAGCGGUUCGGUGCUACAACUAUCCACCAUUGAACUCCUCGACCGAUAUUCACAAUACCUCACUCUGGCUGAUCUGGAUAAAGUCGUCAAGGAUCCCAGAUAUAUAGCCACGCUGUUUGGCAGCGUGAACGGUACAAACCAACCUCAACCUCAGCAGCAGGGAAGAGUCAUCUCUCAACCCCUUCCACAGCAAGCUUCUUCAUCAGCGCACGCGAGCUCUUCCCGUCCAACCCCUUAUGUCGCUCCCAAUGGAUACGCUUAUAUCCCUCAAGAUACAUCUGCGCAAAUUCAGCAGUCUAUAGUCAAUUUGCAGAAUCAAGCUAGACCAAGCAGUCGACAGAGUGGAUCAGCCAGAGGUGGAGGGAGUGGUACACCUUUACAAAGUCCUAGGGAUGCGACGUCCAAUAUCACUAUUCCUCCGGAAGUGCAGGUCAUACAGCAGAAAUUGAAUGCCGAUGUUCAAGGUGUCGAACAGACAUUUGGACAAGCAUGGGACCACCUCCGUAUGGCCAUGAAUGAUGCUCUUCGUAAUAUGGCAUCAACAGUCACAGCUAUAAAACCACCAGCCGUUACAGAAGCUAUUACCAAUCAGCUUCGAGCUCAGUUAGUAGAAGAAGAGAAGAAAGUUCAUUUAUCACAGAUGACCGUACUUCGUCUGACCGAAAGCGAAAGUAAAGCCAGAGCUGAAUUGGCUGAAAUGAUGCAGCAACUGCAAACUGCAACAGAUGUGAGGCAUAAAGCUCCAGAACUUAAUACUGCGCUAGCUCGAGGUCUUGAAGAAGUGAAGAGGGCUAAAGAGGCAGGAGAAACGCAGAUCAUUCAAUUACAGAACCAAGUCAACGCACAAUCAGCCAAAAUCACUCAGCUUGAGUCGGAACAUCGAGACAAACUAGCUCAACUCGACAUAUCCCAUAUUGCUGUAGUUGCUAAUUUGAAGAGGGAACUGGCGGAAGCCGUUCAUAAAGCCAACCAGCCUGUUUUCGGUGCGCAUCCACCAGGUCCGCUUUCACCUAAAUCGCCCGCCGACCCAUCCUCGGAAGCUGCCAAACUUCGAAGUCUACUCAAGGCGAAUAAUGCAAAGUUCAUGGAGUUAGAAGAAAAGUAUAACAAGGAGAUAGAGGAACUUAGAGCUCAUGCAGGUAAAGACCCGAGGGAAAUCGAGAAGGACAUCAGAACAAAACUUGCUCAGACUAAUGAUGCGAAAAUAGAGAGAUUAGAAAGAAAUGUGAAAGAGCUCGAAGUGGAGAAGGAGAAGAUCGUGCACGAAAGAAAGGUGCAUGACCAGAGUAGGUUUGUUUUGGAAAAGAUUGUUCAUUGGGGUGAAAACCUUCAGAGCAAAUUGGGUCGUACAAAUGAGCAGAAUUCCAAGACCGAUGGAACUUCGGGUGGAACGACCAACGGCGAUACCACCAAGAAAUCAUUGGUGGAUCGAGCCAAUACCUUCGUUUCGGACAUGUCCAAAUUGGCUGAAAUGAUCCUGAAUAAUGAGAAAGACAGGAAAGAGAAGAUGAAGAAGUUACAAGGUCAGGUGGAAUCGAUGAAAGUGGAAUUAGCAGCUGCCCAAUCUGGCACUCCUCCGGUAUUUCCCAGCGGAAAAGAGCAGGCUGGGGAAGAAUGGAAAGCGGCUUUCCACAGACUGAUCUCUUGGGGUCACAACAUUCAAAUCCUGAUGGGCAAAACUGUCGAACCGUUCAAAGAGGAUAUGAAACCGAUUGAUAAAGCUGAACAAUUCCAGAAGACUAUGCAUACGAUAUUCGAAGAGAUUCAAUCUAGAGCUCAAAGUCGACCUAAAGAUGGUGAUCGAGAGAAAGUGAAGGAACUGGAAGGAUCUAUACAGACGCUGAGGAAUAACCUGCAAGCCAACCUGAAUGCUUUGUUGGCGAAGACUACCCAAUUGGACGAUACCACCAAGCACCUCCAGGACGCUCGAGACCAACUGAACGCGAGUGAGAAGACUUUACGAGAGGAGAUAGAUAAACAUAAGGAGACGAAGAAGUCACUAGAGGAGAGUCAGGCUGCCGAGAGGACCAAGACCGAUCAGCUGGACGAGAUGAAGAAGAAGUUGGAUCAAACUAGGACUUCUCUGCAGGAAAACGUCUCUGAGCUGCAGAGACUCACUCAAUCAAAUGCUGAAGUGCAGGCGAAAUUGAUCGGAACGGAGAAUCAACUAAGGGAGAAACAAGAAGAAUUAAAUGCCAGGGAGAAAUAUUACUCAUCGAGUAUCGAUGAACUACGAACUGAAUAUGAGAUCGAUGGGGGAUCCAUUCACAAGGGCGAUCCAGAGAUAAAGAAGCAGGUGGAAUCUCUCAAGGAAACGAUCGAAAGGCUAGAGCAAGAGAAAGGCGAAUUACAGAAAGAUCUGGAGAACGAACAGGAUAAUGUUGAUCGAGCCGAGGAAGCGAUGAGGGACGCUAUGAAUAAACAACAUAAACAGAGAGAGAAUUAUAUUGAAAUCGAGAAAGAACUUGAAAAUGUCAAGGAGGAGAAGCAUGGGUUGGAAGGUGAAAUGAAGAGGCUGCAAAAUCAACUGUCCGCUAUCAAGAGCACGAACAACACGGUCGUCAAAGAUGAGGAAAAUGAUUUCGAGAUUGUCCCCGGUCCUGCGUCAACCUCAACUUCCAAGGCUGUCCCGAAGACGCGACCUGAAACCCUGCUUUUCACCCCGGAUCUCAAGGAAUCUGACACACCUUCCAUAUCUCUAAUUGUCAGACCUUCACCGCUAUCUCAAUCACAACCUUCGACAAGUCAAGCUACUCCUGCUAACAAGAAGCCCGCCGGCACACCGCUAUUCCUUCCCAACGAAGAAGAAGAAGAUUCUCGAUCUCAAUCUGUGCCAACUCCUAGUGUAUUAGCUAGUACGCAAAGACCUUAUAAGAGGAAGAGAUUGCUUAAUGAUGAGAGCGAUGAUGAAGAAAACGUAAAACCCGGAUCAGGUCUAGAGGUUUCAGUCUCAGCAUCUAGACCGCCUUCGGUGGCCAGGUCCGUGACGUCCGUCCCGGCGUCAACCUACAAACCGGUUUCCAGAGAGUGGAUCAAGGAUCAUCUGGGAAUAACUACUCAGAAGAAUGGUGAUAGGGUAAGAUGUAAAUUAUGCUUCGUUAUGGAAAAGAAGAACCAACCUUUUGAGAGGUCCAAGACAUUCAAAGUGGAAGAUAUCCAACCUCUUCCUCUGGGUAUAAACGAAGAGAAACUUUUGGAUCAUAUCGUAUCUCACGGUGAGAUGUUGAGGAGGUUGAAGAAUAAGAGGGUCAAAGAUGGUAAAGAUAGACCUUCGCCUGAACCCAACUGA